Aspergillus alliaceus is the source of this 548-nucleotide messenger RNA. RefSeq lists its product as uncharacterized. The record is from RefSeq and is a predicted model, not a curated record. The transcript has a single exon. NCBI's taxonomy places the organism in Eukaryota, Fungi, Ascomycota, Eurotiomycetes, Eurotiales, Aspergillaceae. The coding region runs from base 221 to 406 and encodes 61 amino acids.
CUCCUGGAGUCCUUCACUGGCUUUAAAAGUGGAUACGCCCGCCGAGAGAGCAUUCAGGAGUAAGAGGGUGGCACACCCAGCUCGAGUCUUGGAUAGCUCGUAUGCAACAUCAGCAUGACCCCAUCCAACGCUCAAGGCUUUAACGAAGAUCCCUGGCCGAGUGACACUGCGUUUCUGCAUAGAGCGUGCAACGAUCAUUUCUUGAGUACGAGUGAUUGGAAUGGACUUUCCAAGCUGCAACGAUGCAGCCACCGCCAGAACAUCGACAUUGCCAUCUGAGAGGGCCCUCAGUAAACGACCGGUGGUGUUCAUGACAAGACUGCCGCCUGUGAAGACGUCCCCCUGGAAGGUAAAGCCAACUUGGGACAUUUCCGUAUUCAGAAUACUCGUCAAGGUCUUGCUUUGACGCAAUGGUGGAAGAGAGCCUACCUGGGGCCUAGAUGUGGUGCUGUCGAGUGAAGGUAGCAAGUGGGGGUUAUCGACGUACUUAAUGCACUGCCUCAUCAGCGCCAGCGGAGCCUCGUAUCCGAAGUUUCAAAUCACAAGCC